Strongylocentrotus purpuratus (purple sea urchin) is the source of this 2861-nucleotide messenger RNA. RefSeq names its product protein saal1 (gene saal1). The coding region runs from base 135 to 1652 and encodes 505 amino acids. The record is from RefSeq and is a predicted model, not a curated record. NCBI's taxonomy places the organism in Eukaryota, Metazoa, Echinodermata, Echinoidea, Camarodonta, Strongylocentrotidae. The transcript has 11 exons.
UGGUUACCGAUUUCCUAAUUUUUUGUAUAAAGCCGAUCGGUUGAGCUCCGAAUUAGCUGUUAAAUCUUGGGAAAAUAGAACUACGUGAAAAGGAAAGGUAUAAGCAGCCAGCUUUCGAGGCUUUUGCUGUUGCCAUGGAACUUACAUCUAAAGAUUCACCAAUUUUAACUGGGGAUUCCCCUCAGCGACCUUUGACCUCAGAAGACGUACCAAUCAGGAACCCCUCCCCUCCGCCAGAGGGAAUUCUAACGGGAGAAGACAAAUCUUUGCUGGAGGCUGACACCAUUCAAAACACUAUGUUUAGCAAGCACUGGGUGUUUUCUAUCCUUAUGAAGUUACUUCAGCAAGUAGAGAAAGAGAAGAAUUUACAGACAGAGGUUGAUGCUGCAGAAGAGCAUGAUGGGAUUGAUAUUGACGAAGAGCUGGAGAAUGAACUUUGUCGUCUGUGGGAUAUGACUGCCAACGUGGAAGUGGCAAAAUUCUUACAAGAGUGGAAGUCUCCAGACAUAUUCCUGAGCGUCAUUUCAAAGACAAAUGCCCCAAGAAUUACAGAGAUCUGUAUGGGUGUGUUAGGCAACAUGGCAUGCCGUUCAGAUAUUAGGAGAGAAUUCAGUAAGAACCAACAACUCAUUGAUCUUAGCUUUGGGCUAAUGAGUGGCAGUGAUGCCCCGACCAUGGUUGAAGCGUCUCGUCUCAUCUAUACUUGCCUCAAUGACGAAGAGAGCGCCCCAAGGUGGCUGGAAACGGUCAAGAAGGACGGUGAUGUUCUGAGGAGUGUCACUUUUAUCUUACAAAGCUCUACAAACAGUGAUUUGAUCCACAAUGUUGCUGACUUGCUAGACCAGUUACUGGACCUAGACGAUGGUCUACUCCAAGUCUGGUCCGGUCCUGUCCUCAUCCAAGCCAUUACUGAAGCACUCAAUCAAAUCAGUUCUGAUCGAGUGAAUACCCUGUCUCUUCUCCAUCAUUCUCUGCAAGUCAUCUCAACAACAGACUCAGGAAUAGAUGGCCUAGUGGAGCUGAGUGAGAAGGUUCACCCUCUUGUAUCAUCCUUCAUCUGUGACGUGUUUGAGGAUGGAGUGCUGUCCAUGAGAGGAAGAGAGAACACCCUCGCCUCGGUCAUCUCCGUUCUCAGCGUAAUGGUGCUACGGUCUAGAGACGUUAGUAAACGGCUUGCACAAAAAGAGAGUAGAACGAUUAAACAUCUCACAGAGAUGCUGUAUAUCAUCCACCGCAAAGAGGCGUCGCCGUCAUCACGGAAACUGCCCACCAACCAGGACGCGCCCCCCGCCGCUCCAGCUCAUCCAAACAACAAUCACCGAGAGAGUGCAUCAUCGGAUAAACAAGAACCACAGAAGAGAGAUGGUGGGCGUGGUGAUGGUAUCUCGGGCGGAGGAGGUGAUGGUUGUCAUGGUGAUAGGAGAAAGGAGGAGGAGGAGGAGAAUCAGGAGAAGGUUUGGUUGACAGAGCUACUGAAGGAUCAGCUGAUUGAUUUCUUCUGCUGUAUCUUAGAAGUUGCUAAGAAGGAUAAAGCACUCCAACAGAGACUGCAUGCAUGUGGGCCUAAGAGACUUCAAGCCAUAGCCGACUGUCUUCCUGAAGAUAGAAACGAUCUCUCGGAUCUGAUGGGAAACAUUCAAGGAAAAUCAUGAACUGUCGGACCUCAAGUGGGCAUGAGCCAUCAGGAACAGCUCACAAGUAAUCCAGAGAACAAGCCUUUCAGUCCUACCAGACGACACUUUUGAUAUGGAACACUCAUGGAGCAUCAACCUUGUGAAGAUUUACUCAUCAAAACAGUUGUGGAUGAAGUCUUCCAUAACCUUGGUGUUUCAAUCCUACUAGGCAACUCCUUUGAUAUGGAACACUUGUGAAGUAUCAACUCUUGGAAGAUUAACUCAUCACAACAGUUGUGGCUAAAGUCUUCUAUAAGCUUGGUGUCUUCCUUACUUCCAACGUCAGGUAGCAUGUGUUAAGCAGCACCAGUAGUCACAAGCAGAGACUGCAUGCAUGUGGGACAAAGUGACUAAAAGCUGUAGCCAACUGUCUUCCUGAAGAUAGAAACGAUCUCUUAGAUCUGAUGGUAAACAUUCAACAAACAUAAUGGAAUGUCGGAUGUCAGGCAGGCAUGAUUCCUCAGGGAUGGUUCACCCAUAAUCCAGUUUUGGGCGAUACAAAGUAAUUACGACAUUAUAUCCCAGGGUGCUAUACUUAUUUGGAUUUGGAUAGGGAAUCCAGAUCACUCUUCAGGGUAUGCAUGCACAAUCCCUAUUUAGGAAUCCUGGGUGUCUAGACUUAGAUUAUGGGCGUCCAGGGGGUGUUUCACAAAAAUUGCCAUCAGUGACAAAUGACAGUUUUUGUUAUAAGCUACUGAAAUCCUUGCUUGUCAUUGGUUAUCUGCAGAUUUGUCAAUGAAUUUUGUCAUUUGUCAUUAAAAAAAGCCUUUGUGAAACGGGCGCCCAUACGCUGUGGGCACCUGUUAGUGUCGCGUCCUGCUUAUCCCAUGCAUCAUGAUCCUUCUUGACGGUACUACCUUCUGCUCGGGCAAGCUCUGCAGUAUCAACUCGUACAGGAUUGACUCAUUAUGCAGUCGUAGUUUGGCACCGACUCAAUGGACCAGAUACUACUUAUUGGAAGCUUCCUCUAUCCAUACAUGCAUGCUCACGAUGACCUGGGAUAACUUCUUAAAUCAAAAUGGCUAUACUUAGGGUGACCCUCUCAAUUAUGGAAAGCUACACUCAUCCCUUUUUUUCCACACUGUGGGGUUGGACGUUUCAUUUCUCUUAUGGCCCUUCUCCAAGCCUUGGUCAGUUGACACGUUAUCUCUGAACUGGUCUUCUAUUAAAGAUAAAGUUCAGUUCUGG